This is a messenger RNA of Pristis pectinata (smalltooth sawfish), 3773 nucleotides long. RefSeq names its product NADP-dependent malic enzyme-like. Gene Ontology annotation, cellular component: mitochondrion. The record is from RefSeq and is a predicted model, not a curated record. The coding region runs from base 542 to 2365 and encodes 607 amino acids. The transcript is spliced from 14 exons. NCBI's taxonomy places the organism in Eukaryota, Metazoa, Chordata, Chondrichthyes, Rhinopristiformes, Pristidae. Gene Ontology annotation, molecular function: malate dehydrogenase (decarboxylating) (NAD+) activity; malate dehydrogenase (decarboxylating) (NADP+) activity; NAD binding. Gene Ontology annotation, biological process: malate metabolic process; pyruvate metabolic process.
UGAUGCUGUCAAAACAUUGCUGCCUAAGUAAAUGGAUCGUGGAUUUGUCAAAGUUUUUUUUCGAUUAUUUGCAAUCCCCGAACAUCAAUUUAAAUGAAAAUGGAAGCUAGCUACACCUGAAGCUCUUCUGCAACCCUUGGGGGUAGUUAUCACAUAUCUGAAUCAGAAUGCAAAAAAACAGUCAGUUUGCAGAGUAUCCCGAGGCCUACCCAACAGUUUGGUGGGGAGGAGGGGUGGAUCUGCCAGUGAGCGACCGCCGGCCACCACGGAGCUAAGUGACGGGCAGAGAGGCGUUGCACCGGUUGCUUCAGUGCACGCCAGCCCGGCUCACAACGAAUGCAAAGUCAGGGCCAAUUAAAAGCGAACCUUUGACCCGCGGCUUGUUAUCAAUACCCGAGCGCUGCCAAUCCCGGUGGCUGCCGCGGAUCACAAAAGUGCAAUAAAGUGGAUGUUUGUGCACAGGUUGUGUCUGCCCUGCAAUCACUGUCGCCUCUCACCCUUCUCUCCGGCACUUCCACUGUAGACGGACGCGGCGAGCACCAUGAGCGCAUUGGCCUUCUCCAAGCGGCUUGCCAGCUUGUCGAGAGCUGUCAGCGGCCCGCUGCACCUCCCGGUGCCGGGCAACGCGAUCCGGAGCUGGGCCAGAGCGAGCAGCAGUGGCCGAGGCCCCGGCCCCCAGCUUCACACCAAGAAGCGGGGCUACGAGAUCACUCGCAACCCCCACCUCAACAAGGGUAUGGCAUUUACUCUUGAAGAACGGCUGCAGCUUGGAAUUCACGGCCUGCUCCCACCAUGUUUUUUAACUCCAGAAGUACAGGUUCUCCGUGUCCUUAAAAGCUACGAGACCAAAACCAAUGACCUUGACAAGUAUAUUAUCCUCAUGACUCUCCAGGAUCGGAAUGAAAAGCUUUUCUAUAGAGUGCUUACUUCCAACAUUGAAAGAUUUAUGCCAAUUAUUUACACCCCCACUGUGGGCUUGGCAUGUCAGCAGUACGGCCUUGCCUUUAGGAGGCCGAGAGGACUGUUCAUUACUAUUCACGACAAGGGCCACAUUGCUACAAUGUUAAACUCUUGGCCUGAAGAAGAUAUAAAGGCUAUUGUUGUAACAGAUGGUGAACGCAUCCUUGGUCUUGGAGACCUUGGAAGCUAUGGAAUGGGAAUUCCAGUGGGAAAACUAGCUCUCUACACAGCCUGUGGAGGUGUGAACCCACAGCAUUGCCUUCCUGUGCUUCUGGAUGUUGGUACAGACAAUGAGUCUCUCCUUAAUGACCCACUUUAUAUUGGAUUGAAACACAAGCGUGUUCGUGGGCAGGCCUAUGAUGAAUUGGUUGAUGAGUUCAUGCAAGCAGUUACAGACAGGUAUGGAAUGAACUGUCUCAUUCAGUUUGAAGAUUUUGCAAACUCCAAUGCUUUUCGCCUUCUCAGCAAAUACCGCAACAAGUACCUCACUUUUAAUGAUGACAUACAAGGGACUGCUUCAGUGACAGUAGCUGGCAUACUGGCUGCACUGAGAAUUACCAAGAACAAACUUUCUGAUCAUACAUUUGUCUUCCAAGGAGCUGGGGAGGCAGCCAUGGGAAUUGCACAGCUCAUCCUAAUGGCAAUGGAAAAAGAUGGAACCCCAAGUCAAGAAGCUCUAAAAAAGAUUUGGAUGGUGGACUCAAAGGGCCUUAUUGUUAAGGGAAGAAGCCAUCUGACCCAUGAAAAGCAGAUGUUUGCUCAGGAUCAUCCGCCAAUAAAAAGUCUGGCUGAAGUUGUUCAGAAAAUUAAACCAAGUGCUUUAAUAGGAGUAGCAGCCAUUGGAGGAGCAUUUACGGAGCAGAUAAUAAAGGACAUGGCUUCAUUCAAUAAACAUCCAAUUAUUUUUGCAUUAAGUAAUCCUACUAGCAAGUCAGAGUGCACAGCAGAGCAAUGCUAUCGACUGACAGAUGGCCGUGGAAUAUUUGCUAGUGGCAGUCCAUUUGAUCCUGUAACCCUUGCUGAUGGCCGUACCUUUGUCCCAGGUCAGGGAAACAAUGCCUAUGUUUUCCCUGGAGUUGCACUUGGAGCUAUUGCAUGUGGGGUGAGGCAUAUAGACGAUGAAAUCUUCCUAAUUUCAGCUGAGGUUAUUGCUGAAAUAGUGACAGAAGAGCAUCUUGCAGAAGGACGUUUGUACCCUCCACUGAACACCAUAAGAGAUGUUUCAUUCAAGAUUGCUACAAAGAUCAUGGAUUACGCCUAUAAAAAUAACCUUGCUGCCUGGUACCCCGAGCCAGAGGACAAAGAAGCAUUUGUUCGUGCUCAAAUGUACAGCCCUAAUUACGAUUCCUUUGUAUUUGAUAACUAUGAAUGGCCUAAAGAUGCAAUGAAAAUCCAGGAAGUGUAAUUACUUGUGCUGUUUAAGUCACCUCUAAUCUGUUAAGAUGUUGGAAGGCCUCUCUCAAGUUAUUGGUUCAAAUAUCUCUUAUCAAAGCCUGGUAACUCUAAGCACAUCCAAAUAUGCUUUCUUUGGGUAGUGACUAUUAUAUUGCUUUCUUAAAACAAUUCUUGUUCAAAUCAAUCUGUUCUCAUUAGUUUCAAAGCAACAAAUACUACUCCUCAUGAACAGGUGCACAGCAAUAAUCUUGAGUUUAUUGCACUUUUCUUACCAUUUAUCUUGCAGGAAUUCUACAGCAUUUCAUUUUUUAAUCAAUUUUGACUUUAACCAUACUUUGUUUGCCAUUUGAACAGAUUUUUCCACUGCAUUACAAUUAUGGAGAUCAAAACACAGGCCUUGAAAAGGCAUUUAAUUGCCUAGAAGUUAUGGGUUCACUGAACUGCACGGUCUGACAAAGCCAUAUAGCUAUGGUGUUAAAAGCACUUUUGCACAAGAAGUUGGCUAACAUCCUUUUCUGAAGAUGAUUAAUGACCCUCAUAUUUAUGAUACUAUUUUGGUUUGGGUUACAGGGUUUUCUUAAGGCAACUUGUCUAGAACAAGAGUCCAGUUAGUUGUCCAUGAAUGCUGGUCUCAAAAAUGGAAAUAAUGGAAAUCAAAAUUCUGCCUGUAUUUAUUUAAAAAAAAUGGAAUCAUGUAGAGGAAAAUUGGGUAAAAGUAGCAGACACUGUAUCAAAUCAAGUUAGUUUGGAUGACCCAAAGUCAACCAACUGUGGUAGAUUAAUGAUUCCCUUGUAAAAAUGUUUUGGGACAGGAUCAACUCAGUUCACAGUUGGUAUUAGCUUUUAAACUGACAAAUUUUCAUCAUGCCAUGAGGAUAUCUUAAAUGGAAAAAUUCUAACAUGCAUGAAUACAACAGGAAUCAUCCUUAGAAAUAGAGUCCAAAAGAAUGUGGAAGGAAACUUCAAUGUCCAGUUCUGUGCAGCAUCUAACCUGAUGGUGCAAGCUGUUGAUUUCUCCAAAAAUGAGUAAAUAUGUUCCUUUUCCCAGUGCUGAACUCCUACAUACACCCUGAUGAAAUGAAAAUCUUAAAAUGCAAAUGUGUGUUUAGCCACCUUCUGUUGAGGAAUAGCUACUGCCCAUUUCUGCUUGUAGUACUCACCUGCUCCAAUCCAUGUAUUACCUGUGGAUGGUGGCUGAAAUUCCAGUAUGCCAAAAGAUGUUAUAUUUUCUGCAUGGUAAAUUUUAAUUUGAAGUCUUGCCUUGUUAAUCAUACACUUACCACCUUUAAGACAUACCUGCUCAGAUAGAAGACAUUGUACUGAUGAAGGUUUAAAAAAAAGUAAGUUGGGAAACUAUUGAGGAUGUACUUUGUAAGAUUUUUAAAAAAUGCUUAAUAAACAAAGGUCUGUGGAUCCAA